Messenger RNA from Choloepus didactylus (southern two-toed sloth), 2179 nucleotides. RefSeq names its product PWWP domain containing 3B (gene PWWP3B). The record is from RefSeq and is a predicted model, not a curated record. Lineage: Eukaryota; Metazoa; Chordata; Mammalia; Pilosa; Megalonychidae. The coding region runs from base 1 to 2082 and encodes 693 amino acids. The transcript has a single exon.
AUGGAUGCCAAGUAUGUCCUAUGCAAUUGGAAAGACCAGCUAUGGCCAGCAAAAGUUUUGUCCAGAUCUGAGACUUCAAUAAACAAUAAGAGAAAAAAGGCAUUUUCCAUAGAAGUUCAAAUACUCUCACUAGAUGAAAGAAUUCAAGUGGAAAGCACAGAAAUAAAGAUUCUAAAUAAGUCUCAAAUUGAAGACAUUGCUUCCUCACUGGAGACACAGUCAGAGGACAGUGCUACACCUAGAGAGUUAGCAGCCUAUGAAAGAUCACUUAAAGUGGCACUGGAUAUUCUGAAUGAGAGAACAAAUUUGAGUCAAGAAAACACUUCAGAGGAAGAAGAGACCACUACACUGUCUCAAGAUAUAUCACAAAAGCAAUCUGAUUCACCCCCCCAUAAAAAGUAUCGGACUCACAAAGGAGACUUACGAAAGAAUCUUGAGGAACGUGAAAACCCAGCAUCCCUGUUGGUCUCUUUAGAGAGUGAUGAUUCUAUACAUGAUGAUAAAUCACAGGUGCACACAACCAUCAGUAAUAUUACUCCAAGUGAAAUGGAAACAAUGUCAUCAGAAAACUCAAGCUGGUGCCCAAGUUUCCCUUCACUUUCAGAAGAUGAUGAAAAAGAGAGCAAGAAAAAGGUUGACAUCUCAAUUAUGUCCUUAAAUUCCACAGUCAAGGAGGAAGGUGCAUGUGUUAAAGAUGAAAAAUUCAUUCCAAUUAUGCCAUCAGAUAUGCUCACUGCACCGAAAUCUUUGAAAGAGGAGACACAGGACACCUGCCCAAAGACUCUGGUUAUUUCCUCUGAAUGCUCUUCCUUUUCAGAGAAUAUUGAGGAUCCUGGAGAAGGUCCUUCAAAUCCAUGCUUAGAAGCCAGCCAGAAUGAAUCUUCUGUGGAAUCAGAGAUGGAUGCUGCAACAUCCUCUGGUCAAUGUUCACUGGAAUGCCAGUUUUCACUUAGUGCCUCUAACCGUGUCCUGGAUUAUUCACUCCUUCUUUUGAAUAAUGAAAGAAAUCUUCAGAGACUGGAUUUUGAAGAGUUUGAGGAAGAACUUCAAACUUCUGCCAAGACAGUGCAUUUAAAUUCCAUUGGUGCUUCUAUAUUUGAUGAAAAUGAGGAAGAUGAAGAACUUCCACGCAUUGUUUUUCAUUAUGAGCCACGUUCAUUUGAAACAGGAAUGAUAGUCUGGUUUAAAUAUAAAAAAUACCCGUUUUGGCCAUCAGUGGUAAAAAGCAUCAGGCGAAAAGAGAAGAAAGCAAGUGUGCUUUUUGUUGAGGUAAACAUGAAUCCUGAAAAGAAAGGCAUUAGAGUGCCUUUUAGAAGAUUAAAGAAAUUUGAUUGUAAAGAGAAACAAGCACUAGUGGAUAAAGCCAGGGAGGAUUACAGUGAAAGUAUCGACUGGUGCAUUUCACUGAUUUGUGACUACAGAGUUAGAAUAGGUUGUGGUUCUUUUGCAGGCUCUUUCCUUGAGUAUUAUGCUGCUGACAUUAGUUAUCCAAUUAGGAAAGCAAUGAAACAGGAUACCUUGAGGGACAUUUUUCCAAAGGUGCGUAAUGAAGAUACUGUGGAACCAAUGGUCAUGACUUCCCAGACCAAGAAAAUGUCCUUCCAGAAAAUUCUCCCUGACCGGAUGAAGGCUGCUCGGGAUCGAGCCAACAAGAACCUAGUGGACUUCAUUGUGAAUGCAAAAGGAACAGAGAACCAUCUUCUGGACAUUUUAAAAGGCAGGAAAGCUUCCAGGUGGCUGAAAUCAUUUUUGAAUGCAAAUAGGUUCAUGCCCUGUAUUGAAACAUACUUUGAAGAUGAAGAUCAGUUGGAUAAGGUCGUAAAAUAUUUACAAGAAAUCUAUACACAAAUAGAUGAAGGAAUGCUGACACUGAUAAAAGAUGAUAAAAUUAAAUUUAUCCUGGAAGUUCUUCUGCCAGAAGCAAUCAUUUGUUCAAUUUCUGCUGUGGAUGGAUUAGAUUACAAGGCAGCUGAAGCAAAGUAUCUAAAAGGACCAUCUCUAGGCUACAGGGAAAGAGAAUUAUUUGAUGCAAAAAUCAUAUUUGAAAAGAGACGGAAACCAUCAACAAAUGAAACUCAUUAAAUCUCCAGAGAAUCCAAACCAUGACAGGGAGCUUUCAUAAAUCUGAAUUUAAAAAAAUCUCCAAACAGUUCACUCUAACAUGUAAAUAUUUGUGGAA